AAAGGAUACAGGAUAGGAAGGUGACAGACAUGGACAAAUGAAAUGACGAAUGUAAAUAAACACAAAUACAGCCACAUGUGCAUGUAGGUUUUGAAAAUGGAGAUUCAAAAUAUUUACUACAAUAAACAAGACUAUGUAGAAACGGCAUCAGGGAACAAGGUGUGCAGACAAACAGUUCUCUGUGGAUCCCAGAAUAUUGUGCUAAGUGGUAAAGUCAUAGUGCAGUCUGACGCCAUCAUCCGUGGGGAUCUGGCGAACGUCCGAGCUGGGAGACACUGCAUCAUCAGCAAGAACGCAGUUAUACGACCACCUUUCAAGAAAUUCAGCAAAGGGGUUGCUUUCUUCCCUUUACACAUGGGAGACCACGUGUUUGUUGGAGAGGGUUCUAUUGUGAACGCUGCAAUGAUCGGGUCAUACGUCUACAUUGGAAAAAACUGUGUUAUUGGCCGGCGCUGCGUGCUGAAGGACUGCUGCGUGAUCGAAGAUGGCGCGGUGCUGGCGCCGGAGACGGUGGUGCCGCCCUUCGCGCGGUUCGGGGGCUCGCCGGCACUCUGCGUCGGGGACGUGCCGGAGUGCAUGCAGGACCUCAUGCUCGACUUCACCCGCAACUACUACCAGCACUUCGUGCCGCUCAGGCCUUGAACCUGGCGGGGGCCGCUCAAUAACGCUUCUGUAACGUUCCAUUGAGUUUGAAUCAGGGGCCUAGCCGUGGAUUGGGAGUUACGGGGAUGCACGCACCUUGUUUCAAUUUUCCGCAGAACAGAGGCAAGUCACACUCGUGUUGUUCGUCGGAGAUUGCAUGAAAGUAAAAAUUUUAAAGCCAUAAAAUUAAACAAAAUAUAAACUACAGUAAAAGCUCUUUAAUUUGGCACGUUUGGGUACACAACUGUGCGGGAUUAGCAAUUUUGUCUGAUUAUUGAAUGUUGAUAUAGUUUGAAUGGGAAUACCAAAAACAAAAAUUGGUAUAAAGUGCAAUGAAAUUUAAAACGAGUAAUAAGCGGCUCUGUGGGUGUGCAGUGUACGUACACAAUUGUCAUAUUACGCAAAUGUGAAUGUAACCCUCUAGAAUGCUUGAAUUGACUCAAAAAAAUCUGAAUGCAAGUGGGUCGACCGGUGCUGGAUCACAGAAUAUGCCAAAGCAAAAAAUACCAUAUUGAAGAGCUCCAACUGUAAAAUGCCAAUGCCAAAAAUUAUACUCUCCCCCUUCAUCGUGGAACUGUGUGCUACGCCCCUGGUUUGAAUAACAAUGUUUGUGAGAGGGCCACACAUCCCUGAUUGUCAAUAUUGCUGUAAGAAAUAUAACUAACCAGAAUCUACAUUA
Bacillus rossius redtenbacheri is the source of this 1321-nucleotide messenger RNA. RefSeq names its product dynactin subunit 5 (gene DCTN5-p25). The record is from RefSeq and is a predicted model, not a curated record. Bases 97 to 642 code for a protein of 181 amino acids. Gene Ontology annotation, cellular component: dynactin complex. NCBI's taxonomy places the organism in Eukaryota, Metazoa, Arthropoda, Insecta, Phasmatodea, Bacillidae. The transcript is spliced from 4 exons.